This is a messenger RNA of Seriola dumerili (greater amberjack), 2994 nucleotides long. RefSeq names its product synaptic vesicle glycoprotein 2C-like (gene sv2). The record is from RefSeq and is a predicted model, not a curated record. Gene Ontology annotation, cellular component: membrane. The coding region runs from base 43 to 1692 and encodes 549 amino acids. Gene Ontology annotation, biological process: transmembrane transport. The transcript is spliced from 13 exons. Gene Ontology annotation, molecular function: transmembrane transporter activity. NCBI's taxonomy places the organism in Eukaryota, Metazoa, Chordata, Actinopteri, Carangiformes, Carangidae.
ACAUCCGACUUUGGGAGAUGUCUCGUCACAUGCGUACCGGAGAUGUGGAGGCACGACGGCCGCUGCUUGUCACCGGAGAUCACCUGGAGCCAAACGAGCUGGACUCAGACGAAGGUAAAUGCUGUCUCAUCGGUCACCCCAUCACGUGAAAUAAUUUUUGACAGGAGCACAUCACACAUGAAACGUGAACCUGGGGCGAGUGCACAUAGAAGAUUAACAUAUGAGGAAGCAGUGGAGGAAGCAGGUUUUGGUUUAUUUCACUGGCUGCUGUUGGUGGUUUGUGGUUGGGCCAAUGCCAGCGAUGCUGUGGAGAUUCUCUGCGUGUCUUUUCUCCUGCCAACGGCGCGCUGUGAUCUGCUGCUGAGCUCUUCAGACAUGGGCCUGCUGACUGCCAGCAUCUUCCUAGGAAUGAUGGUGGGUGGUUACAUGUGGGGGUACUUGGCCGACCAGAGGGGGCGCUGCAGAGUCUUGGUUGUGUCCCUGACAGUAAACGGAGUGUUUGGAGGUCUGGCCAGCGUGGCUCCAAAGUUCUGGCUCUUCUUGCUGCUGCGGUUUAUCAGUGGCAUCGGUGUCGGCGGGUCGAUCCCUGUUAUCUUCUCGUACUUCUCAGAGUUUAUGCCCCGACUGAGGAGAGGUAGAAUGAUCAGCGCUCUGGCCACCUUCUGGAUGGCAGGAAACAUCCUGGCUGCAGGUCUGGCCUGGCUGGUGAUUCCCAGAACCUGGGCGCAUUUCUUCCUGGGGGGGCUGGACUUCCAGAGCUGGAGACUGUUUGUGGUGCUCUGCUCCGUUCCCAGCCUCACGUCAGCCAUCCUCUUCAAGCUGCUCAUGCCUGAAAGCCCAAAGUUCCUCAUGGAGGCUGGUCGGGAGAAAGAGGCGCUCCGUGUCUUCAGACUGAUGUUUGAGCUGAACAUGAGGGGAAAAGGAAAGACUUUCCCGGAAUUUGGUUUGUGUACGAGCUCCAAGCACAGAGCGGAACUGGAGGAGACCAGAACUCAGGGUUCAUGUCGAGAGCGACUUGUCAGUAUUUUAAAAAAGGGCUUGAUGCCCAUUAAACAGAUGUUUAAUGGUCCACUCAAAUCCAGGAGUAUCGCUCUGCUCAUCAUCUUCUACUGCAUCUCCUUCGGUUACUACGGGCUGUGGAUGUGGUUCCCCGAGCUGUUUGCCAGGGUUGAGGACGGCGGUUCACCCUGCGCCAAUGUGUCCCUUCCAUCUGCACUUCACAACCAAAGCUGCUACCCGGUCAAGACAGCAGUGUACAUGGAGGGCUUCGCCAUCGCUGCAUCAAACCUGCCAGGCAACAUCUUCACCAUCCUGAGGAUGGACAGCACAGGGGGAAAGGCUCUUCUGUCCUUCAGCCUGGUGCUGUCCGGUCUGAGCGUCUUCUUCAUCUAUGUGGUCCAAACCAAAACCCAGAGUCUGGUCCUCUCCUGUGUCUUCAGCGGUGUGUCCGUGAUCGCCUGGAACUCCCUGGAUGUGUUGGGAACAGAGCUCUACCCAACGCAGCUGCGGUCGUCUGCUCUAGGUUUCUUCACAGGCGUGGGCCGAGUGGCAGCAAUCAUGGGUAACGUAGUCUUUGGAAAGUUGGUGGACACGAACUGUGCCGUACCGGUCCUGAUGGUCUCCGCUCUGCUGCUGACCGGAGGACUGGUGGCUCUUCUGCUGCCACAAACCAAGCAUACUGAGCUCACCUGAUCCCUGGUGUUUCACAUGAAUAAAAUAUUAGCAAACACCCUCUGAAUGUCCUUAAGGAAGCAGACUGGAGGAUUUCCACCUGUGAAGUCCUCUGAUCAUAUCUAUAUAUGUGUGUGUGUGUAUAUAUAUAUAUAUAUAUAUAUAUAUAUAUCUGUUUCUGCUCCCAGAGGAUGUUCGAAUGCUGUGCCUUCUGUCUCUCUUUAUGGUGCCUCAUUUAAUAUGCCAAAGGACAGCAGCCUCUCUGCGCCUUCCAAGAAAUAUUCUUCAGGAAAGAGAGUAAGAAGAAGACAUGUAGUUGUGCGACAGUCUAUACUGUGAGCUCGUGAGGAUUGAAAUCCUCCCUAGAUGUGAAUGAGGCGUCAAGGACUCCUUUAAAAAGUUGGUUUACAGACAGAUCUUAGUCAGAGACGUAGUUGUGACUUGGAGGCUGAUGAUGGCCUCCUUUAUAAACAUGCCCCUGAAUGUUUUUGUCACCUUGAACUGAAAAGGCUCUGUCAGGAUGUUUCAGGCUUUUAUGUGCUAUGUUUGAUUAGUUGCUGUUAGUUACAGAUAUGUCUGAGAUGUGUCCAUUUCCAGCAGCAGCUGUUUGACUUUGUAAAGGCUUUUGUUUUUCAGGCUCACUGACUCAUUAUAUUAUAUUAUAUUAGCACACACCUGUAGCUUUGAGUUUUCUAACAUGUCAGUUUAAAAACAAACUGAAAAGAUUCCAGGUUUAGUUUUUAGUUUUUUAAAAGUGCUCUUUUUUAAAUUCCAAAUCAUGUUUCCAUCUACGCAAACAGUAGACUCAGAUUCAUUUUCACUUGAGAAGAGUCGUUCGAUACCAAAUCUGUCAUUUCCUGCACAGACUGGACCAAACCAGUUCAUCAUUCCAGUGGUAAACCAAAGAUGUCUGAUUUCAGGACUAGAACAGGUAGAGAUACAAAUGAAGAAAUGUUUUUAUCGGCCUGAUCAGCUCAUAUUCCCAUCAGUGAUUUUUUUUUAAAGUCUCUGUUUUCAGACAGGUUUCAGAUUACUCUGUGACUACUGAAGCAACAAAAAAAACAAACACUUGUUUUGUUGAUCUCAGCAGCGUCUGCCUUGGUGUCGUAUCACCUGUACAUGUACAAUCAUAAAGCUCGGAUUGUGUUGGAUUCAGAUCCUUCACUUAAGUGAUUGAACCAAUGCAACAAGCAAAAGUCCUGUAUUCAAAAACCCGAUGAACUAAAAGUACAUUAGUAUUAUGUUAAGCUUUCAAACUUAUUUAAAUGAAACAAUGUGAGAAGUUUAGAAGAUAAGAAACAGUUUGUUUUUUUAAACAAUGAU